AGCUUCUCUUUCUCAUUCCAUAAAACCCGAGCUGGACGCUUUGCAUAUCAUCACAUCAGUUUCACAUCAGUUUCAGUAACAGUAUCAGUAUCGGAUUUAUCUCUUCCCUAUCUCUCAUACCAAUUUCACUUUCAGGAUUUUUAAUAUGGCAGAUACAAAACAAGGAUUGAGGAAGCCAGUGUUUACUAAGGUUGAUCAGCUUCGCCCUGGGACCAGCGGGCAUACCUUAAUUGCGAAGGUGGUUGAUUCGAAGAUGGUGAUGCAGCGUGGUCGUUCUGAUGGUCCUCAACCCCGUCAAAUGCGAAUUGCUGAAUGUUUGGUUGGUGAUGAGACUGGAAUGAUCAUAUUCACUGCAAGAAAUGAUCAGGUGGAUUUGAUGAAAGAAGGCUCAACUAUAAUCCUGCGUAAUGCCAAAAUUGACAUGUUCAAAGGAUCAAUGAGACUUGCCGUGGACAAGUGGGGCCGUGUUGAAGUUGCAGAACCAGCUACGUUCACUGUUAAGGAAGAUAAUAACUUGUCCUUGAUUGAGUAUGAACUGGUGAAUGUUGUUGUCGAAUGACUUGUUGCGAGCACUCUGAAAUGUUCUAAUGAAGAAUAAAAACCAUCCAGCAAAGAAAUCUACUUUUAUCUAUGGGAAAUAUGAUCAUGCUCGACACCGUUCAUCUUACUAGAAAUAGAGAUUUGUGUAGCCAUUAGUACCAAAAGCCGCUUCUUACUGUUGCAAGCCACAGAGUCAAUGGAUCAUGUAGCUUUAACCACCAAAGAGAGAUGGUGAAUGUAAGUGGAAGAAAAAAAAAAGGGAAUUGGUUUCCAGAUCAUACUUUUUGUUAUGGCUAUCUAUUUAUAUUUUGAUUAUGUGUAUCGUCGUCUACCAUGGAUUAUAUGUAUCACAAUAUUUCAUAUCGCAGGUGAAUGUUUAUAACUUUAUACCUAAUGCAACCCUUUGUUUAGUCACAA
Messenger RNA from Cicer arietinum (chickpea), 957 nucleotides. RefSeq lists its product as uncharacterized. NCBI's taxonomy places the organism in Eukaryota, Viridiplantae, Streptophyta, Magnoliopsida, Fabales, Fabaceae. The record is from RefSeq and is a predicted model, not a curated record.